AUGUCAGUCAACCACGCCAGCAUGACGACGCACCCGCCUCAGUCGUUGCCAUCCUUUGCACAGGCGUUUAGCAACCAAUCUCUGAGCAAUAUCUCAUCAGCGAACAGCGCUUUGCCGCCCAUCCAGGGCCAUAUCUCCAACAUGGACCGCGACAAAGCACGUCUCCAACAACGCUCGCCACCGACACGUCCCUUGUCCAGGCCUGCCAGCGAAGAGAGCAUAGCCCGAACUGCAGGUAGAAAGAGGCCUCAUAAUGAUAUCGUUUCCGCCUCUCGCGAAGACGAACGCUCGGAUUCCGACCGUGCAUCUCCCGCCGCGGCCGCAGUCCGCGUAAAGGAGGAGACCGACCAGGAGAUGCUCAAUCCUUCCCCUUCACCACCUGAAAGGCCUUCUGAGCAAAGACCGCCGCAGCAAGAUCCAAAUAUGCUUGGCGCGCCCCCACCGUCCAGCAUGAUGGCUUCGCCCGUCAAGAAGAGGCGCAUGACUAUCACCGGCGCUCCCCAUGCUCUCAAUACAGAUGUGCGCGUUCCACCAGACCAGACGAACUCGACUCCUAUCUCACCUGUUGUAAUGGGAUUCACGAUACAGCGGGAUAACCCAAAGGAGGUCGAACAGCUCAAAUCCAUGAUGAACGUGAAGCAAAAGCAAAAAGCUCUUAUCGAGCAAAGAAGGGGCAGCCACGGGGGUCCUGCAUUGGGAAACACUGCUCCGCCACCACCUGCGUCUGAAUCUGGCAACAAAGCCCCUCCACCAUCGUCGAUUUCCAUCAGAAACGCUCGCCGAAGUCCCAACGGGGGUGCUGGAACACGGCGACCCAUCGCACCUCAGCAGCCCAACGCUCCGAGGCCAACCAGUCCUAAUCCAUCUGUGUUCCAGAUGCAACAAGCUCAACUUGCCCCGCAUCAAUCGGCUCACACUCUUCCACCUCCUCCAAUCAGCUUCGCACGUCGACGCGCCGCGCAGUUGGGAACAAAAAAGAAACCAGCUGAUAUUGUCAUCAGUCCCAGGGAACAGCACUCGACGGAGCAGUUCCAGCCGUUUAUCCACAGCGCCCCUCCUACACAAGGUGCCUUUUACACUGGGAGGCAUACCAUGGCCCUUCCCCGUUUACCCAAUGUUAUGAACAGUGGCGGCGGCGAAAGCACCAGGCGGCUCGCGGGUAACGUCCCUCCUACUCCAACGCGGUUCUCUCAGCGAGUUGCCGCCUCGGCCAUUCCUCCAUCCAUCACCGUCUCCGAAAGCACACCACGUUCACCCAUGGCGUCCGUGCCCAUUGCAUCAAGUCUCGUGCCCCCAACACCCGCGUUCAAUCAAAGCGAGUUCAGUGGCGACAAGGCCGCGUUUCUGGCACCAUUCGGAUACUUCUAUGACGCUCUCAAUGAUGCGAAGCAGCUCAAAACCUGGCUUGGCGAACAACUCCAACGUUCCAAUUCGCUUUACCAGAGCCUUGCGCAGCAACGGGAUAAACUCGACGAGACGAUUGACGCCAUCGUGGAGAAGAAGCUAUCUGGGAUGUACAACGAGAUUACUGGUUUGAGGAGGAGAGUUGCCGAAUUGGAGGAAGCACUUCACGAGAGUCGGUCGGGACGCCAUUCGAGCGGCGAUCAUCCGCCUGUCUACCAUUCAAAGUCGCUUCAGAACGGCUAUCCCUCCUCAUCCGGCCUUCUUGCACCGGAUUCCUACACUUUCCCUCCCUCCGACCAUUCGCGUUUCCGAUCCGACCAGUCUUCGGGUCAAGUGCCUUCGCCUCGGGGCCAGGAGUCUCGAGGCGGCAGCCAGCAGCACCAGUCUGAGCAAGUUGAAUAUGAAGGUACUUCUGGCUCGUAUGAUUCCCGACGUCCUUCUGUCUCUGCCUCUCGUCUGGACCCUCCGCGAUCCCAUCCCCACGACUCGUCAUCAUUACCCUCAUUAGCCCCUCCUUCCCAGUCUCGCAUUUCUCGCCUUAUGCAAUCGCCACCACCCGUGUACCACGAUCAUGACAAGUCGUCGAGGUCGGAGGUGUCCCGACCUGCACCGAGUAGGCAGCCGUCAUACAAUGGGGUCCAGGAUAGAGAAAGGGAGCGAGAACGAGAGCGAGAACGCGAUUGGGACCGUGAAAGGGACCGUCGCGGCGAUAGCCCUCGAAGGGAAGACAGUCGAAGGAAUUCGGUCAUCAUGUCCACGCCGGACCACAGAAUGGAGGAUUGA
Coprinopsis cinerea okayama7#130 is the source of this 2187-nucleotide messenger RNA. RefSeq lists its product as hypothetical. The transcript has 2 exons. The coding region runs from base 1 to 2187 and encodes 728 amino acids. The record is from RefSeq and is a predicted model, not a curated record. NCBI's taxonomy places the organism in Eukaryota, Fungi, Basidiomycota, Agaricomycetes, Agaricales, Psathyrellaceae.